GCCUACACAUAUCCCAAUUCGUCAAUUCCAAAACAUCUGCCCCCCCCCCGUUAACACCCAAACGAUUCCUUCAAUCUACGGCGAUGGCGUCUGGUUUGGUCCGACGAGCGAUAUCUAGGGUUCCGUCGUCACCGGCGGCAUCGGCGAAGCUUGUUCUGGCAAGAGCUCACGCUUCCGAGGCGCAUGCCCAGACGGUGGACCCCAAGGCGACGGCCACCUCCGACCUGAAGAAGUUCCAAAUUUACCGGUGGAAUCCCGACAACCCGAAGAAGCCGGAGCUUCAGGAGUACCAGAUUGAUCUGAAGGAUUGCGGGCCCAUGGUGCUGGACGCCCUGAUCAAGAUAAAAAACGAGAUCGAUCCGUCCCUGACUUUCCGGAGGUCGUGCCGGGAGGGAAUCUGCGGGUCCUGCGCGAUGAACAUCGACGGCCAGAACGGGCUGGCCUGCCUGACGAAGAUCUCCGCCGGGCCGGAUUCGAUGAUCACGCCGCUUCCGCACAUGUUCGUGAUCAAGGAUCUGGUGGUGGACAUGACGAAUUUCUACAACCAGUACAAGUCGAUCGAGCCGUGGCUGAAGAGGAAGAACCCGCCUCCUACCCCAGGGAAGGAGAUUCCCCAGACCAAGGCCGAUAGAUCUAAGCUCGAUGGGAUGUAUGAGUGCAUCCUGUGCGCCUGCUGCAGCACAUCCUGCCCCAGUUACUGGUGGAAUCCUGAGUCUUAUCUCGGCCCCGCCGCCCUCCUCCAUGCCAACCGAUGGAUAAUGGACAGCAGAGAUGAGUACACAAAGGAGCGCUUGGAGGCGGUUGACGAUGAGUACAAGCUGUACCGUUGCCACACGAUAUUGAACUGUGCCAAAGCUUGCCCGAAAGGGUUGAAUCCCGGCAAGCAAAUCCAGAACAUCAAGGCUUUAGAGGUCAACAAGCGCUUCGCCUGAGCUUGUGAUUAUGCUAGAGUUUCAUCAUGAUGUUCGUGGAGGGUUCUAGAAGAAGAAUCGACCCCCCCCCCCCCCNAUUCCAAUGUGCAGAUCUUUCAGAGAAACAAACAAUGUUCUUUUGGCCUUUACAUUAAAAUAAAGGUCUACUGCCCUUUUUCUCCUAAGUUUUUUUUUACCAUCAUCAUUUCUCUAUACUCUAUAGGUUGUUUUCUUGCAGCUUGUAAACUGGGCUUAGCUCAUUAUCAUUCUUGAUAUGAACUUACUUGAGUUCUCCAUUAAUUCAUUUGUGUGUUUGGUAUGAUAUAUAUACUCCUUCUGUCCAUAAUUAAAACUUUACCCUUGGUAAAAGAUAUUGAUACAAAUGUAAGAAAAAAAGAAUAUACUCAUUCCUUUUUAAUGUAAGCAUACAUUUCUGUAUUCAUUUCGUACAUUGUCCAAGUUGGAUACUCUUGAAUUUGUAGUUUAAAAGUUGAAUAAAAAAAUUCAUGUUUG
Messenger RNA from Cuscuta campestris, 1424 nucleotides. The record is from the annotation of a GenBank genome assembly. NCBI's taxonomy places the organism in Eukaryota, Viridiplantae, Streptophyta, Magnoliopsida, Solanales, Convolvulaceae.